Molecule: messenger RNA, 677 nt
Organism: Capsella rubella
Lineage: Eukaryota; Viridiplantae; Streptophyta; Magnoliopsida; Brassicales; Brassicaceae
Product: protein PHLOEM PROTEIN 2-LIKE A2
Exons: 3
Coding region: 1-666 (221 amino acids)
Source: RefSeq, a predicted model, not a curated record
AUGGGAAUAAUAUGUUCGAUCUUCUCAAAGCUAAAGCCAAAGUUACAUAAUAACGAAGCCAUACUAAAAGGUGCAAACUCUCCUCCUCUUUUACAUGAUACGGCUUCGUCUCCUCAGCUCAAAGAUGACGUUUCCUUGAAGCACAAGACAGAGAAGAACUUGAUAGAGGAAGAUGAGGGUAAAGCGACGAAAAACAGUUUCAUGUUGUACGCGAGAGAGCUCUCAAUAACUUGGGCAGGGUCUCAGUCAAAUAAAUACUGGAGUUGGUUCUCUGAUCCUGACCAAACAUUAAGUGAUGUAAUAAUUGAGGUUGCAAAGACGGAACGAGUAGCUUGGUUAGAAGUGGUUGGAAAAUUUGAGGCAGAGAAAUUAACUCCCAACAGUCUGUACGAGGUUGCCUUUGUGGUUAAGCUACUAGAUUCUGCGAAAGGAUGGGGAUAUCGGGUUAACUUCAAACUGGUUUUGCCUACCAGAGAAACCAAAGAGCGGCGAGAAAAUAUGAAUAUGUUAGAGAAGAACCGGUGGGUGGAGAUUCCCGCUGGUGAGUUCAGGACGUCGCCAGAACCAGUCUCCGGCAAGAUUGAGUUUUCAAUGUUUGAGGUUAAAAGUGGUCAGUGGAAGUCUGGUCUGACUGUGAAAGGUGUUGCUAUUAGACCCAAGAAUUGAAAAUCAGAACU